Molecule: messenger RNA, 645 nt
Organism: Cladophialophora bantiana CBS 173.52
Lineage: Eukaryota; Fungi; Ascomycota; Eurotiomycetes; Chaetothyriales; Herpotrichiellaceae
Exons: 1
Coding region: 1-645 (214 amino acids)
Biological process (GO): mitochondrial respiratory chain complex II assembly
Cellular component (GO): mitochondrion
Source: RefSeq, a predicted model, not a curated record
AUGCGGUCCCUCUCACUCUGCGCAGCUCCACGCGCGCACCUCUUCGCUCCUCAGCGUCCAAGCUCAAGUGCAUGUUCAUGCUGGCGGCUGAGCCGCGCCCACAACAUUCGACAGCUGAGCAGUAGAUCCGCGCGCCUGCGGAGGAACGAGGACGGGAUGACAGGCGCCGCCGCAACCUCUUCAUCGCAGUUCAGUUUCCGCGGCAUGCCCGCGCCGCCGCGGCUGCCGAGGGAGGAACAGGAGAUUUUCGAGGCGCUCCAGCGCCAGUCAACGGGGGCGUUCUCGACGCCGCGGGUAAAUCAAUCGCCUGACUCGUCGUUUUCGAAAACUGAGGGUGUGCAUGUCGCGAUUGACGAGCGUGUCGACAGCAUAUCCCGGUCGUCUUCCGCCCCUGGUUUAACGGACGGAGCAGCAGGAGGAGGAUCACAGCAGCUAGCGGGAUCUCAAGACUGCUACGACCACGUUGUGAUCGAAGCGAGUGGUGAAGGAGAAGAAUUACACCCGAAUCUAGUGAGAGGGGCACAGCCUGAAUUUGAAGGGGAGAGGAACCCGAAGACCGGGGAGAUUGGGGGACCCAAGAACGAGCCACUGAGAUGGGGUCCGAGCGGAGAGUGGACUUAUAAUGGGAGGACUACGGAUUUUUAG